UGGGCAUCUUCCAACCAUAGCUGGCGGCGUUGGUCGUCGGCGGGAGCGGCAUCUAAUUGCUCCCCACGCAACGCCGCAAGUCCCACCAGCACGCAAGCCCAUAAAGCAUGGGCGCCGCUGCUUCGAUCGAAGGGGCAGCGCCGGCGCCAGCCCCCUUGGCGGUCGACGAGGCGCCCGCGCCGCCAAUGAAAAACGAGGACGACGACUGGUCCUGGCGGCGGCUCGAAUUAGGACGCUUCACCGUGCGCGGCGUCGACGUCGUGGGCUGCGGCGCCCACUGCGUCGUGCGGAAGGACGAGACCGGGUCGGUCGCGGUCAAGUAUUAUGGAGGCGACGACGCGGCGGAGAGGCUCGCGCGCGAGGUCCGGCGACUCAAGCAGUUGGAUGAGAACCGGAUCAUUGCAUAUGGCAGCAAUGACGAAGGCCGCUGCUUACUCGCCUCGCCAUUGUACGAGGACGCGCUCGCGGACCACGUCUGUGGACUGUGCUCCAGAGCCGCUCCAGCAGGUGCGGUGGCCCGCAUCGUGCGAGAUAUCGCGCAAGCCUUAGCCCAUGCGCAUGCGUUGGGCAUCGUGCACGGCGACGUCAAGCCGGCGAACGUAGCACGAAAGAAUCGAAACGAGCCGUGGGUGCUGCUCGACUGGGACGACGCGCUCGACGUGGGUUCUUGUACGUCUCUAAGCUUCUUCACGGAGUUAUAUGCGGCGCCCGAAUGCCUCCUCAUGGACGAGCUGGCGAUCACACCAUCAAUAGACGUGUGGGGGCUGGGCGCGACGGCUUUGGAGGCCCUGACCGCGGGCGCGCAUCCCCUAUCGGGCGAGCUCGACGCGCGGGGCGCCGGCUUCGCGAGUUGGUUGGGAUGCGCGUCGGCCGACGCGGUCGAUGCGUUCUGGGCUUCCUUUGGAGAGGGUCCCGUGCUGGAUUUCGUGAGAACGUUGUGCGCGCUCGACGCGGCGGCGAGGCCCGCCGCGUCAGUCGUCGCCGCGACGGCGCUUGAACUUACGGCGUCGCUGCCCGAGGGCGACGUAGACGCGCCGGAGGAGGCGCCGGCGCCGACGCGGCGGCGGCGGGCCUUUUCGUUCUUCCGCGACGAGUUCCUGCCGGAGCGGCUCGCGGCGGGCGUCGAGCGCAAACGGGCGGUACGCGAGUUGACGAAGGAGUUCGCGGCUCUGAAGCGAACCGACGCCGAGGCGGUGGCGGUGUACGCCUCCCGCGCGAGCGCCGCGAACGGUGAGCUGAGCCCGGUGGUCGUUAGCGUGCGGUAAUGUUGUUUUGUUGAUGAAUGCCUUUUUUCUAGUGUGUCAAUAAGCCGCUAGCUCGCAUCCAUGCGCUGGCACUCAGUUCACUGUACAGCGGUGCAUAUACGAGCUGGCUACCCUGCCAAGGGGUUUAUUUUCGACUGCUUCUGGCUGCGACAACACAAGUUACAGACGUGCGACCGUCAAUUUUAAGAAUCUUUGCUUGGAGAGCUAGCCACCUAAACACCACUCCGACGCGAGGCCUGCAUCAAUC
Pelagomonas calceolata is the source of this 1512-nucleotide messenger RNA. The record is from the annotation of a GenBank genome assembly. NCBI's taxonomy places the organism in Eukaryota, Pelagophyceae, Pelagomonadales, Pelagomonadaceae.